Messenger RNA from Zingiber officinale, 1841 nucleotides. Its product is annotated as aspartic proteinase Asp1-like. The coding region runs from base 138 to 1664 and encodes 508 amino acids. The record is from RefSeq and is a predicted model, not a curated record. Gene Ontology annotation, biological process: proteolysis. The transcript has 10 exons. Gene Ontology annotation, molecular function: aspartic-type endopeptidase activity. Lineage: Eukaryota; Viridiplantae; Streptophyta; Magnoliopsida; Zingiberales; Zingiberaceae.
UCACUUAACUAGGAAGAGACAACUAUCUCAUUGCAUGAAUUAUUUGCAAAUGGAGCUCUAUCGGAUCCGAAACUUAGGAGCACCGUUGAAGUCAGUUCCUUUCCACCCUUUCACUCAGGGCAAAGAUAGCUUGACCAAUGGGAAACCAAGGCACCAUCAGUCCAAUGCAGGGCGAAGAAGUCGUCGGCAGUCCAUCCCCAGCCUCUCCCAUCGUCGACAAUCCGUCUCUCUCAUUUGUCUUCCACCUCCAAACCCUAUUCGUUCCUCGAUUUGAUCGGACGAUGGGCGGCCGGGAGAUCUCCCGCAGAGGGCUACUAUUCGCCGUCUUGCUCGUUUCCGCCGCGAUCCCUAUGGCGUUCGCCACCACUUCCUCUUCCCCGAAGAAGGAAUCCAAGUCGUGGGGACCUCCUCCGCAGCUAGUGUCGGAGCUCCCUGUGGACGCCGGCGUCCGGGUUACUUCCUCCGCCGUCUUCCGCAUCUACGGCAACGUCUACCCUCUCGGGUUGUACUAUGUGGAGAUGCACAUUGGCAAACCCCCGAAGCCCUACUUCCUGGAUGUCGACACCGGGAGCGAUCUCACCUGGCUCCAAUGCGAUGCUCCCUGCGUCAGGUGCUCCAAGGGACCUCACCCGUGGUACCGACCGAACAAGAAGAAGCUGGUCAACUGCAAAGACCCUCUCUGCGUUGCCCUUCACUCCGGCGUCGUCCAGGACCAGAACUGCGAGCAGUGCGAUUACGAGAUCCAGUACGAGGACCGAGGCUCCUCCCUUGGCGUCCUCAUCGCCGACUCCUUCGCCGUCCGCCUCACAAACAGUACCGUGGCCCGCCCCACCCUCGCCUUCGGGUGUGGAUACGAUCAGCAGGUCCCAAAUCAAGACGCCUCUGCGUCGACAGAUGGAAUUCUCGGGCUCGGAACAGGUAAAGUUAGCAUCUUGUCGCAGCUCAGCGAUCAGGGGGUGACCAAAAAUGUGGUCGGUCACUGCCUCGGUGGAAAGGGAGGCGGCUACCUUUUCUUCGGAGACGAUUUGGUCCCUACCUCUCGGAUGACCUGGUCGCCCAUGUCUCGCAUCGGAUCAAAAAACUACUACUCACCUGGGCCUGCAAACCUCUAUUGGGAUAAUCAAUAUUUGGGAGUAAAGCAAACGGAGGUGGUUCUGGAUACUGGGAGUACCUUCACCUACUUUGGCCAUCAAUCCUACCAAGCUUUCCUCUCAGCUGUCAAGAGUGAUCUGUCGGAGAAGCCACUCAAGGAGGAAGCCGACCCAUCGCUUCCAGUGUGCUGGAAAGGGCAGAAGCCAUUCAAGUCGGUGUCUGAUGUGAAAAAGUAUUUCAAAACAUUAACCUUUAACUUCGUGAAUGGAAAGAGAGCAUUGCUUGAAAUGCUUCCUCAGAAUUAUCUGAUCAUCACCAAAUAUGGCAACGCAUGCUUAGGAAUUCUCAAUGGCACUGAAGUCGGACUGGGCAACCUCAAUGUAAUUGGAGACAUUUCUUUGCUAGACCACAUGGUCGUUUAUGACAAUGAGAAGCAGCACAUCGGAUGGGUUCGAGCGGCAUGUGAUAGACUCCCUAAUGUAGAUAGUGAGGACGGUGGCCUCUACAAUGAUCUCUCUCAAUAUGGUAGCAGGGGUUUCCUUUCGAAAGGAUGGCCUUCAUAUGACCUAUGAUCUCUUAUAUUAGUUAAAGAAAGAAAGAAAGAAAAAACAUAGCAAUAUCCUUUGUUGUUAAAUUUCAAUAUCAAAAAAUGCUCUCUCCAUUUGAACAGAAUAAAGUAGUUAACAAUUUUAGCGUAUGUAAUUACAGUCACCAAUUCAAAUUCAGCUGCUCUGCUUCUGAAUUGUUCA